AUGGCUUGCAAGCUUACUGAAACGACAGGACUUGCGCGUCCUGUCGUGCAAGAAUGCUUCAGCUUGGGCCUGGACAUACGCGCGUACGCACCAGCACUGCAACUUCCCUCAGAGGCGCAUGCUGCUUCCGAGCAGGCAGUGCUGGAUUUUUUUAACGUGUCCCUGGAGCACGGCCUCUCGGAGGAACAGGUCGCGGAGCAGAGGACCGUCUUCGGUUGGAAUCAGCUCGCGGAGCAGGCGAAGAAGACGCUGUGGCAGUUGGUUUUGGAGCAGUUUGACGACCUUUUAGUCCGGAUCCUGCUCCUGUCGGCCUUUGUUUCGUUCCUCUUGGCGUACUUCAACUCUGACCAGAAAGAAGAAGGCUUGUCGGCCUACGUCGAGCCACUGGUGAUUCUUCUGAUUCUCGCCAUCAAUGCCUGUGUCGGUGUGUGGCAGGAGUCCAAUGCGGAAAAGGCCCUCGACUCGCUGAAGCAGCUGCAAUCGGACUCCGCCACCGUGCUGCGUGGUGGCCGAUGGAGCCGUGUCGAGGCUGCCGAGAUGGUGCCGGGGGAUGUCUGCGAGGUGAAGGCCGGGGACAAGGUGCCUGCGGACAUUCGGCUCGUGAAGCUGAAGACGACCACCGUAAGGGCGGAGCAGUCCCAGCUGACUGGGGAGUCGCAGAGCGUCACCAAGGAUGCAGACCCCGUGGAUGAUCCGGAGAUCGUGCUUCAAGGAAAGAGCAAUAUGCUUUUUGCGUCCACCACGAUCUCAAACGGCGCUUGCGUUGGGUGUGUGGUGGCCACCGGCAUGGCCACGGAGAUUGGUGCCAUUCAAGGAGCUGUCACAGAGGCUGCUGAGAAGGAGGACCCAACCCCUCUGCAAAAGAAGCUGGACGAGUUUGGGGCGACCUUGGCAAACGUCAUCUUUGCCAUCUGCUUGAUUGUGUGGCUCAUCAACUACAAGCACUUCUUCGAUCCAGUGCACGGCUCCUUCUUGCAGGGAUGCAUCUACUACUUCAAGAUUGCUGUGGCCCUCGCCGUCGCUGCCAUUCCGGAGGGCCUUCCGGCCGUUGUUACCACCUGCCUGGCGCUGGGAACGCAGCAGAUGGCUGAGCGGAAUGCCAUUGUCCGGAAGCUGCCUUCGGUCGAGACUUUGGGUUGCACCACCGUGAUCUGCUCGGACAAGACCGGAACGCUGACGUUGAAUGAAAUGUGCUGCACCAAGAUGGUCCUGCCCAGCGGUGCUGCUGCCAUGGAUGCUUUCGUCGUGAAGGGCAACGGCUACUCACCCGUGGGCUCCGUGGAUGGCUUGACGGUCGACUGGCCAAACAACAAGGCCCUGCGCUUGUUCUGCAAGGUGGCGACGCUCUGCAACGACUCGCGGCUGUCCAUGGACGAGAACGGAGGCAUCGUCCGUGCCGGCGAACCCACCGAAGCAGCUUUGCGGGUCCUGGUUGAGAAGCUUGGGUGCCCAGACGCCGCCCUGUCGAGCCAGCACUUGGGGAGUGCGAGGAGCUCCGCCAACGUCAUGGUCUUCAACGACUAUUGGGCGAAUGGGGUCGAGAAGCGGGCAACAUUGGAAUUUGCUCGCGACCGCAAGUCCAUGAGCGUGCUUUGCAAUGAUCCCAGCAUCCAGCAGGACAACGUGCUCUUCGUGAAAGGUGCCCCCGAGAGCAUUCUCGAACGCUGCACCAUGCUGAUGCUGCCGGAUGGAACCCUCCAACGUCUCUCCCAGGAGUCGCAGCAAGCCAUCCUGGACCGAAUGCUACAAAUGGCUGGUGAGGCCUUGAGAACGCUCGCCCUGGCAGUCAAGUUUGACCUCAAGGAUUCCAAGCUGAACGACUACAAUGGCCCGCAGCACCCCUCCCACGACCUGCUCUGCGAGCCCAAGAACUUCGCAGCCGUGGAGCAGGAGAUGGCCUUCCUGGGCCUCGUAGGCAUCAUCGACCCCCCGCGCCCGGAGUGCAUGGAAGCCAUAAAGGCCUGCAGAGAAGCCGGCAUCAGCGUCUUUAUGACGACGGGCGACAACAAGGCUACCGCGGAGGCAAUCUCCCGACAGCUGGGAAUCCUCUCUGCGGACUCGGAUGCCAGCGGCAAGUCCCUCACGGGCAAGGAAUUUGAGGACAUGUCCCAUGAUCAGAGGGCCCAAGUCCUCGCUGGGAUGAUGUCAGGACGAGGAGCCGAGGGUGCCGUGUUCUCGCGUAUGGAACCGAAGCACAAGCAGAUCGUUGUGAAGAUGCUCAAGGCGCAGGAUGAGAUCGUGGCUAUGACUGGUGACGGAGUCAAUGAUGCACCUGCCCUGAAGCAGGCGGACAUUGGAGUGGCCAUGGGCAUGGGGGGCACUGAAGUGGCCAAGGAAGCCUCAGACAUGGUAUUAGCCAACGACAACUUCUCCACGAUAGUGGCGGCGGUGGAGCAGGGACGGUCCAUUUACAAGAACAUGAAGGCGGUCAUUCGCUACCUGAUCUCCUCCAACAUCGGCGAGGUCGCUUCCAUUUUCUUCACGGCUGCUCUGGGCAUUCCUGAGAGCCUUGCGCCAGUGCAGCUGCUGUGGGUCAACCUGGUCACAGAUGGUCUGCCAGCAACUGCCUUGGGCUUCAACCCGCCAGACGACAGUGUCAUGUCGGAACCUCCCCGGCGCAAGGACGACACGUUGAUCUCUGGCUGGGCCUUGUUCAGAUAUCUGACGAUCGGCAUCUAUGUCGGCCUCGCAACUGUCGGAGUCUUCAUCUACUGGUUCUGCUACGAUGCGGGCGAUGAUGGGCACACGCUGGUCUCUCUGGAGCAGCUCAUGAACUGGGGUCAGUGCUCCUCUUGGGGUGGCUUCGAUGCGAACCCGAUUCUGGACCUAGACUUCACCGGCAACGGCUGCAGCUAUUUUACCGUUGGCAAAGUGAAGGCGGCCACCCUGUCGAUCACUGUGCUUGUUAUGAUCCAACUGCUGAACGCCUUCAACGCAGUGUCAGAGGAUAGCUCACUCUUAACGCGGCCUCCGUGGACGAACCCGUACCUGGUAGUAGCCUGCGGUGGCUCUGCAGCUCUUCACUGCCUUAUCCUGUACACCCCAGCGCUGGCCGGCAUCUUUGGUGUCUGUCCGCUUGAUGGGCACGACUGGAUGUUGGUGGCCAUCUUCUCCCUGCCAGUUCUGCUCUUGGAUGAGGUACUCAAGUUCUUCAGUCGGCAACAAAGGUCGUCGAGCUAG
Molecule: messenger RNA, 3180 nt
Organism: Symbiodinium natans
Lineage: Eukaryota; Dinophyceae; Suessiales; Symbiodiniaceae
Source: the annotation of a GenBank genome assembly